AUGGAGGCCCUCAGGGCGAUUAUCGCCAAACAAAAAGAAAAGGCCAAAACGCUGCCGCGAGCAGCAGGCCGCUACAUAUCGCAGAAGGAGCUGCAGCAGCAGCAGCGCGAAGAAAAGCAGAAAGAAGAAGAGCUUUUCAAAAGGAGACAAAAGCAAAAAGAACUGGACUGUCUCCUCGAACUGCAAGAGCGUCUGGCGGCGAAGCGCUUUCGUUUGGCUCCAAACAAAGCCCAGGAAGAAAACGCAGAAGCGCAUGCAGCCCCAGAAGAGGCAACGCCUCCUGUAGAGACACCCGAAGUCUUCCGCAGACUUCGAGCCAUCAAACAGCCAGUGACUCUUUUUGGAGAAACUCCAUGGGAAAGAUAUCAGCGCCUUUGCCGGCUGGAGGUACAGCUGAUGGACGACGAAAUGCCGGAGGGGCAAAAGAACGUUUUUCUGUCUUUGCAAAAAGAGGCCGAAGAAGAAGAAGAGAUUUACAAAGGUGGUCAGCAAACAGAAGCUGCAUCAAAGGAGACAGAAAAGCCCGAAGGCCAAAUUCCAAAAGAAGAAACUAAAGAAGAUGUAGUAAUUAACUGGAUAAGAGAAAUGCUUUCUUUGUGGGAACAGGAACUCCGGGAAAAAUCCGAAGAAGAAAAGGCAACUCCCGAGGGCCGUCAGCAGGCGUCUAUACACCGCCAGACCAAAAAGGAUUUGCGGCCUUUAAUAAAAAGACUUCGACAGAGAGAUUUGGAGUUGGACAUUUUGGAGAAGCUUUUUGUAAUUGUGAAUUUGGCGAAAGAAAGAAAAUACAGAGAAGCUCAUGGCGCGUUUGUGCUGCUGGCCGUGGGCAACGCCCCCUGGCCCAUGGGGGUCACCAUGGUGGGCAUUCACGAGCGCGCGGGGCGCUCGAAACUGAACGUGAGCCAAGUCGCCCACAUCCUCAACGACGAAACCACCAGAAAGUUCAUUCAAAUGCUCAAAAGACUCCUUUCUUUCGCGCAAAGAAAGUUUCCAACGGACCCAUCGCAAACCGUUUUACUGUCUGUCCAUCAUGUCUAA
This is a messenger RNA of Eimeria tenella, 1038 nucleotides long. RefSeq names its product pre-mRNA splicing factor 18, putative. The coding region runs from base 1 to 1038 and encodes 345 amino acids. The transcript has 10 exons. NCBI's taxonomy places the organism in Eukaryota, Apicomplexa, Conoidasida, Eucoccidiorida, Eimeriidae. The record is from RefSeq and is a predicted model, not a curated record. Gene Ontology annotation, cellular component: U4/U6 x U5 tri-snRNP complex; U5 snRNP; U2-type post-spliceosomal complex. Gene Ontology annotation, biological process: generation of catalytic spliceosome for second transesterification step; RNA splicing.